Solenopsis invicta (red fire ant) is the source of this 589-nucleotide messenger RNA. RefSeq lists its product as uncharacterized. The coding region runs from base 112 to 453 and encodes 113 amino acids. Gene Ontology annotation, cellular component: nucleus. Gene Ontology annotation, molecular function: transcription corepressor activity; DNA binding. The transcript has 2 exons. The record is from RefSeq and is a predicted model, not a curated record. Lineage: Eukaryota; Metazoa; Arthropoda; Insecta; Hymenoptera; Formicidae. Gene Ontology annotation, biological process: negative regulation of Notch signaling pathway; positive regulation of neuron differentiation.
AUAACUAGCAUUUCUUUUUAUUUUUUACAUAAUGUUUGUGCAUUAAUAUUAUAAUUUUUUCAUAAAUGUUUUUAGGCAAAAUUAAUUGAUUUGGACGGGAGUGCACGUGUGAUGGUCAGUGAGGUCCAAAUUAAUAGAUGCAACCAUACAUCGGUAUUAAAACUUACUAGCGAUCUAAUGUCGAUAGUUUUUUCGCAAACAGACCUUGCGAAUUCUUCAGUAACUGGGAAAGUAGCAAAUAUACACAAGAAAAAAGAGGGAGUUAAGGCUAAAGCAAAGCUCGACACACUAAAAGUGGAUGCGAUCAAAUUUUAUGUGAACUCAAAAUUUAAGUCAUGUGCAAUAUCUAAUAUAGAUCAACUAAUAAAUAAAGAGAUUGUUCAGAAGCUAAAUAACGCUUCUAAAAAUAAUAAACGUACAAGUACGUGCAAUAUGGAGUCAACAUUGACAUAAAAUGAAAGAAUAUACCCAAAAACAAAGCAAUUGAGCAAAAAGUAUAGUUUUAAAAAUAUUAACACGUGAAAACAUAAUAUUUUAAAUGCAUUAAUAAUAUAUUAAAAGUUUCGAUUACAGCACAUUUUAUUUUUAU